This is a messenger RNA of Seriola aureovittata, 2686 nucleotides long. RefSeq names its product transient receptor potential cation channel, subfamily C, member 6b (gene trpc6b). Gene Ontology annotation, molecular function: protein binding; inositol 1,4,5 trisphosphate binding; store-operated calcium channel activity. The coding region runs from base 174 to 2684 and encodes 836 amino acids. Gene Ontology annotation, cellular component: membrane; cation channel complex. The transcript has 12 exons. Gene Ontology annotation, biological process: manganese ion transport; regulation of cytosolic calcium ion concentration; calcium ion transmembrane transport. NCBI's taxonomy places the organism in Eukaryota, Metazoa, Chordata, Actinopteri, Carangiformes, Carangidae. The record is from RefSeq and is a predicted model, not a curated record.
CAUCGCCUAAGGUUGGACGAGAGAGUCCGUCUGACAGAUGAUAGAGGCUGACGGGAGUCGGGUAUACAUGAGGUGAAGCUGGUUACUUUCGGGCGUAGUUUUACUUAUUGAAGGGAAAGUGAAGUCAUUUGGCCUAGCAGUUGUCUCUGAGAUGGAGCAAUGAAGAGAAAACCAUGAUGCUGCGGCAGGUCAUGGCCAAACCCCGGAGACAAGCUUUACGGGGAGCUGGAUACCUGCUUCAUGCCCAAUCCUCCUCCUGUCUUUCUAUGACAGAGGAGCUUUUCUUAGAUGCUGCAGAAUAUGGUAACAUUCCUGAAGUGAGGCGGAUGCUAGAGGAGCUGCCAGACCUCAAUGUCAACUGUGUAAAUUACAUGGGCCAAAGUGCACUGCAGCUGGCAGUUGCCAAUGAGCAUUUAGAGGUGACUAAACUCCUACUUAGGAAGAAAGACCUUGCUAGAAUAGGAGAUGCUUUGCUGUUAGCCAUCAGUAAAGGCUACAUCCGUAUAGUGGAGGCCAUACUGAGCCAUCAGGCCUUUGUGGACAGUCAGAGGCUCACUAACAGUCCAAGCCAGGCAGACACACAAGAUGACUUCUUUGCCUACGAUGAGGAUGGCACACGUUUCUCUCACGACAUCACUCCCAUCAUCCUGGCUUCCCAGUGCCACGAGUAUGAAAUCGUGCAUAUUCUUCUCAUGAAGGGGGCCUGUAUAGAGAGGCCCCAUAACUACUUCUGUCAGUGCAGGACCUGCAGCGAGGAGCAGAGGCAUGACGCUUUCAGCCAUUCACAAUCCCGCAUCAAUGCAUAUAAAGGUCUGGCUAGUCCAGCAUAUCUGUCCCUCUCCAAUGAAGACCCUGUGAUGGCAGCUCUGGAGCUGAGCAAUGAGCUUGCAGUUCUAGCCAACAUUGAGAAGGAGUUCAAGAAUGAUUACAAGAAACUGUCCAUGCAGUGUAAAGAUUUCGUGGUGGGACUCCUGGAUUUGUGUCGAAACACAGAGGAAGUUGAAGCCAUCUUAAAUGGGGACAUUGAAUCAUGUCAAAACACAGAGAUCUUUGGCAGACAAAACCUUAUCAGGUUAAAACUUGCAAUAAAGUAUGAAGUUAAAAAGUUUGUAGCACAUCCCAACUGCCAGCAGCAACUCCUCUCCAUCUGGUACGAGAACUUUUCUGGACUACGUCAGCAAACCACAGCAGUUAAAAUCUUACUUGUCCUUGGUGUAGCCAUUGGGUUGCCUGUCCUGGCCUUUAUGUACUGGAUAGCACCGUCAAGUAAGUUAGGGAAACUCAUGUCUGGACCUUUCCUGAAGUUUGUGGCCCACGCAGCUUCCUUUAUGAUAUUCCUUUGCCUGCUGGUCAUGAACGCAGCAGACCGCUUUGAAGGAACAUCGCUGCUACCUAACAUGACCAUCCACGACUACCCAUCACAGCUGUUUCGUAUGAAGACCACCCCCUUCACCUGGAUGGAGAUUCUCAUCAUGUCCUGGGUCAUAGGAAAGAUCUGGGAAGAAUGUAAAGAUCUUUGGUCGCAGGACAUCCGGGAAUACAUCUCUGAACCUUGGAACCUUCUUGACUUUAGUAUUUUGGCCAUAUUUAUGACCUCUUUCAUUGCCAGAUUAAUGGCUUUCUGGCAUGCAUAUUGUGCCCAGUGUUAUGUUGAUGAGAACUAUACUGACCUGUCCAAUAUGACCUUGCCCUUUGAGAUACAGUAUUUCCAGCUUGCUCGAAUCCACUGGGUGCCCUCUGACCCGCAACUCAUUUCUGAAGGACUCUAUGCAAUCGCAGUUGUGCUGAGUUUCUCUCGCAUUGCAUACAUCCUGCCUGCCAAUGAGAGCUUUGGGCCUUUGCAAAUCUCUCUAGGAAGAACUGUAAAAGACAUCUUUAAGUUUAUGGUGAUUUUCAUAACAGUUUUUGUGGCUUUCAUGGUGGGAAUGUUCAAUCUGUACUCGUACUACCUCGGAGCCAAGCACAACGAUGCAUUUACAACGCUUGAAGAGAGCUUUAAAACAUUAUUCUGGGCCAUCUUUGGCUUGUCAGAAGUGAAAUCAGUGGUCAUCAAUAUUGACCAUAAGUUCAUUGAGAAUAUUGGCUAUAUUCUGUACGGAGUGUACAACAUCAUCAUGGUGAUUGUCUUGCUGAAUAUGCUCAUUGCCAUGUUCAACAGCUCCUUCCAAGAAAUUGAGGAUGAUGCUGAUGUUGAGUGGAAGUUUGCCAGAGCUAAGCUCUGGUUCUCGUACUUUGAGUAUGGCGGCACGCUGCCUGUGCCCUUCAACCUUGUACCGAGCCCUAAGUCUGUUGUUUCCCUCCUGCUGGGGAUAAGGAAGUUUCUCUGGGCUGCACCUCAAGACAAAAGCAAAGAAAAUUCAAAUGAUGAGAUGGAGCUUAACAAGUUGAGGCAACCGGAAGAUCUGAGUAUGGAAGCAUCACUUGGUCCAACCCACCACCAGAAGAUUAUGAAUCGCCUCAUCAAAAGAUACAUCGUAAAAGCACAAAGAGACAAAGAUAACGAUGAAGUGAAUGAAGGUGAACUGAAAGAGAUCAAACAAGACAUCUCCAGUCUCCGCUAUGAGCUGCUGGAGAGGGAGAACCGCGACAUGGAGACACUGACAGAGCUCAUCAGGCAACUGGGAGAAGUCUUGCAUGUUCGGCAGAAAGAAGAGCAGAGGCACAAGCUGUCAAUGCAUUCCUAAAU